GAUGACUAAAAGCUGGUGUAUGUGUGAUAUUCUUAUUGCGGUGUAAUGGGAAUACUUAUGUGUGGCUGUGCAGUGCAGUUUCAGCAUAAGAGCUUGUGUCUGUGUGGUAUUUAUAGGAAAUCCAUCAUUAAUAACCAGGAAAAUGUGAUCCUUAUUGAAAACCUGUCAUUAAUAACCAGAAAAAAAAAAAGAAUGAAAUCACGUUAUCUUGGCAAAUCACGUUGUUGAUUGUGGGAUUGAAGUGAUGAAAAAGUGCGUGCUACUUAACCAUACAUUACUAAUCAGGAAAUUGUGGUGCUUAUUGAAAACCUAUCAUUAAUAACCAGAAAACUGAAAUAUAAAGUUAUCUUUGGUAAUUACGUGGCUGAUUGGAGGAUUAAACUGUCGAACGAGUGUUAAGUGUGCGCUGUAGUCAAGUGUGUGGAAAUGAAUCUGUAGUGCUUAUUGUUAUCUGUUGGUUGAAAUGAACACCUGGAGUUCCGGUGAAGGGUGAGAGUAGCGGCGGUCGUCUCAGCAAUUGGAUGGCGACCGUACGAGUGGGCGGAAGGAAGGAGGAAGGGAAACAAGCUACACACGUGGACCGCUUUCCCUUGGCAAACGAAAUUGAACUGGGAGAGAACGAAAGACUGGACAGUAGAGCUGAAAGUGCAAUAAAGACUGAGAACCGCUGGGGGGUGUCGAACAGUAUUUCUUCUCAGGAAGCAGACAAAACAGUCGAAAAUGUCAAAAACACCCGUGCACCAUCCACUCAUGAAAAACACCCAGACGUCAAAAUCCAGGUGGAUGGCGCGUCUGUCAGUGGCCACACUGGAGGGAAGGCGAAAGCUGAGUCUCUUCUCACCACCUUGAAGUCCACGAUAGUGCCGGAGAGCAUCACGGGAACACCAGAACCUCCCAGGAAGCAGAGAAAGGUGCUGCUGCUUUCAUCUGUAGGGCGGAGCGGCUCGAGUUUCCUUGGGUUGUUACUGGCAGCUCUGGGCAACAAUAUGUACUUCUUCGAGCCAAUCAGAGGAUUACCAAAAGGCUACCAAAGCAGCCAGAACGUCUCGGAAGAGUUAGUGAGGUAUUUCCGGUGUGACAUAAGGCAGAAAUUGUUGCAAGUGGGGGGCAGGGCGGACAUCAGCGUCAUUCACCCAUUCACGAAGUACAAGCACUGGUAUCAGGUGAGACUCCAGGACCUGAUUGACCGCUGCCGCCAGGAGCCACUCAUUAUCAUCAAGGUCAUCAGGUUGCGCCUCCAGUGGGUCCGGGAACUCAUGAACCGAAAGGAAAUGGACAACGUGAAAGUGAUCCACCUGGUGCGUGACCCCCGAGGCUCCUUGAUCUCCAUGGAGAAACUCAAGUGGAACACAACGGAAAAGGACGCAUGUGUCAAAAUCUACAAGGAUCUUCAGGAAAGGGAAACCAUGGCGUCCCUUUUCCCAAAUCGCUACACCUUCGUCAAAUAUGAAGACCUUUGCCGCGAUCCUUACGGGGAGGCCAGAAGACUCGUGCAGUUCAUCAGUGACGAAGGGCAGAAGGGAUCCAACGUGGUAAACAAAUCAUGGAUCCUUAACAAGACACGUGUUGAUGAGAAAGAUGGGGUACGAUUACUAGAUCCUGCCAUGUACCAGGAUCUACCAAAGGGCAUCUUGGAGUACCUGAAGGAGCAUCUACACGUCAACCGGGAGCAUAGAUUUGGGCCCUUUACGGUGGAGCGUGAAACUGCUUCCAUGUAUCAGCGGUGGCGGUGGGUUAUUUCGUCCAAGCAGUUGACUGAAAUCCAGGACGCGUGUGUAGAUGUUAUAAGAACUCUGGGCCACAGGUUGUUCUCCACCUUUGCUGACGUACGGAACUCCUCUAUACCUCUCUUUGUGGAUAAUCCUUCCUGAAUGUACAAAACUUCAUUAAAGAUAAUAUUUAACUUACGAUGUGUUUACUGGUCAAAUAAAUGCAAUAUUCUA
This is a messenger RNA of Scylla paramamosain (green mud crab), 1943 nucleotides long. RefSeq names its product carbohydrate sulfotransferase 1-like. The coding region runs from base 522 to 1871 and encodes 449 amino acids. The transcript is spliced from 5 exons. Lineage: Eukaryota; Metazoa; Arthropoda; Malacostraca; Decapoda; Portunidae. The record is from RefSeq and is a predicted model, not a curated record. Gene Ontology annotation, biological process: sulfur compound metabolic process; N-acetylglucosamine metabolic process. Gene Ontology annotation, molecular function: N-acetylglucosamine 6-O-sulfotransferase activity.